Molecule: messenger RNA, 318 nt
Organism: Paraglomus brasilianum
Lineage: Eukaryota; Fungi; Glomeromycota; Glomeromycetes; Paraglomerales; Paraglomeraceae
Source: the annotation of a GenBank genome assembly
AUGGAUAUCAAAUUACAUCCGGAACAAGAAAUGGUAGUCAGUAUCGAAGACUUUAGGACAACAGCAAGACAAUCUAAUAAAGCCGUCGCAAUCAAAGCGUUGUUGUGUAAUAAAAAAAGACCGGAGGAACAAGAAGACAUACCCACCACAAAACUACCAUGGAAAGUCCUAACAGCAGCUUCAGAUAUAAAUGGAUUCCAGUUGAGUAAGUCUCAUGAUAAACUGGCUUCUGAAAGACCAGUCAUGUUAGAGUGCCAGAGUGAUGAUCCUGAACAUCUGCUACUCACUAGUGAUGAUGUUUAUCAAAAGUUGAAAUAA